Messenger RNA from Procambarus clarkii (red swamp crayfish), 701 nucleotides. RefSeq names its product cuticle protein 16.8. The record is from RefSeq and is a predicted model, not a curated record. Lineage: Eukaryota; Metazoa; Arthropoda; Malacostraca; Decapoda; Cambaridae.
GGGAGGGCGUGGCUUGACCAGCUGGUAUAUAGCCUGAGAGGCCCCCACGUCCACCAUCACUCCCUCCACCAUCACCAUGAACGCCAUAGUGCUCGUCCUCCUGGGUCUGGCCGCCCUGGUCGCCGCCCGCCCAGAUACCGUCCUUGACCUCGACCUCGACGACAUCCACCACGACCAGGACCUCGACGACGACACCACCUUCACCGGCACCUACAGGUGGACGUCUCCUGAAGGCGUGGAACACUUCGUCAAGUACAUCGCUGACGAAGACGGGUACCGCGUCCUGGAGUCCAACGCCGUUCCCGCCACUGCUGACGGCGUGGCUGCCAACGGCGCUCAGGGAUCCUUCAGCUCCUCCGAGGAGUUCGAUGACAGGAAAUAAAUGAUAGUGACCAUAGUGUGGAGUAGACGAGCUGUAGCCCGCUCUCGCAAGGUUCAAGAACCAUCUCGAUUGUCUGACGCUGACGAUACCUGGGUUAGGACUGAUGGGCGCUCUUCAUGGAACCCCUCAGCAGGUGCCCUCAACCCCUCACCCCAACCCCUCACCCCCAACACCAUCCCAUUGCAGCCUGCUAAGUCAAUACGACCACAAGCAGGGCUUUUCCCCUUCGCCAUAUUUUCUCAAUCCUUUCCAACUGUUUAAAGAAUUCUUUAAAUGAUUUAUUUUAAACUUAAGACGAAUAAACUAUUCAAAUAGAAUA